Naegleria gruberi is the source of this 1509-nucleotide messenger RNA. RefSeq lists its product as uncharacterized. Gene Ontology annotation, biological process: regulation of DNA-templated transcription. The coding region runs from base 1 to 1470 and encodes 489 amino acids. Gene Ontology annotation, cellular component: nucleus. The record is from RefSeq and is a predicted model, not a curated record. NCBI's taxonomy places the organism in Eukaryota, Heterolobosea, Eutetramitea, Acrasida, Naegleriidae. The transcript has a single exon. Gene Ontology annotation, molecular function: DNA-binding transcription factor activity, RNA polymerase II-specific; zinc ion binding.
AUGCAACAACAACAACAACAACAAUUUAAUCCAGUAGAAGUCUCUUCUAUUUCCUGCCAGUUCUGCAGGUCCCAGCAUCGUCGAUGUAGCAAAACAAAACCAAGUUGUUAUUCGUGUGUCAUGAGAGGUGUUGAGUGUAUUUAUGGUUCUGGUAAGAGGAAAAAGAGGAAUAAUGAAGAAAUGGAUCAAAUGAUGACUGUUAUGAAAGUAGUGCCAACUCCUCAUCAUCAUCAGGAAGAAUUUCAACAACAACAAGGCUUUCCAAUGUUUACCUUUCCUUUUCAAAAGCCUCCACAAUCAUCAUCAGCUUCAUUAUCAACACCACCCGAACAACAAACAAUUAAAUCUUCGUCAUCUUCAUCAAAUAGCAGUCCCGAAAGUAAUAAUUCUAAUCAAAUUGUAAAUAGUAGAAGUGAACGAUUGCAAAUAGUUGAUUUUUAUUUCGAAGUGGCUUGUUUUGCUCAUCCCAUCGUAUCGAGGAGUGAAUUGGAAAAGUUUGUGGAGAUUUCUGCUCUGGUUGAGGGAGAGUUUGAUACACCAUUCAUGAAUGAAAUGGCUGCCUUGUUCUAUUCAAUCAAAACUGUUUGUGAGAUAACACAGGGAAAACAACCUGAUGAGACUGCCAGUAUUGCUAAACGAUAUCUUUCUAACUCUUUUGCUAAUUAUUCCAGUUUCUAUAUUGCUGGUGCCUAUUUCCACAUGUGCAUUUACGAACUCUUACAGGAGAGACUUGAUAAGGCACAAUUGUACUUUAGAAUUUUACUCUUUUUCAAGCAGAGUUUAUUUAAAAAUCCUAACGCCUCCCUCAAUGAAUAUCAACUGAAUGUCAAGAAGGCAAUAUUUUAUUUGGAGAAGAUUGUUUUCAAGGUAGAUCAAAAUGUGAAACAAAUAAUGACAGUGGAAGAUUUUCUUGAUAUUAUUCCAGAUUUAUUUGUAUUUAAUAGUACAAGUUUGCCAGCUGGCUGGGAUGCAUGUUUGAAACAGCCAAUUACUUCAGAAAAUUGUUUGGAAGUUUGGACUCUGGUCGAAUUAAUUCUCACCCAAGCUAAAAUACAUACACCAUUCAAGACAAAUCCAGAGCUUAGUGACCUCUACUAUAGGUUAGCAGAGAAUGGCUCAAGAAUUGCUCUCUUAUCAAAAAAAACUACCAAAUCUUCAAUUAUUGAACUCUCUAUUGAAGCGAGCGCUUUUUACAUUGCUCAAUCUCUCGAUCAUCCUCGAUUCUCACUCUUACCAUUUGAAGUUUUAUUGCAUGUCUCUUAUGCUGCUGAAUACCAUUUGCAGAAAGUGGAUAGUGGAAUUAUCACCAAUAAUGGUAUCAAUUAUCUCGAUUUACUGAGGAAGGAAUUGCAUGCGUAUAACUCUCUCAAAUCCAAAUACCGUAUAGUAGCAUUCCACUUCUCUCAAGUUUUCGAAAAGAUUGAAAGCCUGUUAAAUCAGCACAAUAGUCAUCUAACAUUUAUUCACUAAUUUUUUAAAUUGCCAAACCUAAUGAACCUAACGUUAAUU